This is a messenger RNA of Ramularia collo-cygni, 2238 nucleotides long. RefSeq lists its product as uncharacterized. The record is from RefSeq and is a predicted model, not a curated record. Lineage: Eukaryota; Fungi; Ascomycota; Dothideomycetes; Mycosphaerellales; Mycosphaerellaceae. Gene Ontology annotation, molecular function: DNA-binding transcription factor activity, RNA polymerase II-specific; zinc ion binding; DNA binding. Bases 1 to 2238 code for a protein of 745 amino acids. The transcript is spliced from 5 exons. Gene Ontology annotation, biological process: regulation of DNA-templated transcription; DNA-templated transcription.
AUGCAUACAGAAGACACACUGCUGGGCCCGGGCGCGAGCGCUCGAGGCAAGCUAAAGCAGCGUCGCUCGAGAAAGGCUUGUUCACACUGCCACACGCGGAAGAUCCGCUGCAAUGUCCUCGAUAGCGGGACGCCGUGCAGCAAUUGUGUCGACGCGGGUACGACAUGUAUCAUACGCCGACGUAAAAACCAGAGACGUGAAGCAACACCACCGGAUGGUCACGUAGGCCAGAUGGUUCUUGAUCCAUCCCCCAGCUGGCAAGUGCCCACACCCACUAGUGCUGCGUCAUGGAAUCAGAGUACCGGCCAUCGACCCAGCGUGGCCAGCGGUGGCCCAACAGGACGGUACAAUACCAAUGUGGGGWGUCAGUCAAUCUCGUCUGCUUCUCCUCCGAAUGGCGAGGGCACUCCAUGGAGAGAAAACGUCCAGCCCAGUCUCGGAUGGGAUCAAAGCGCAGUCGUCGAUACCUCUUCGGCCAGUUGCGAUUUUAGUCAUUUGACGGACCUCGACGACAUCUUCACGUUCACUAGCAACAGCUUCUUACCCCCUGGUGUGACACAAACUGAAUUUCCGUUUCCCAAUGCAUAUCCGCACCAGAAUAUGAGUCCACCAGGACAUCUCCCAGGUCCGCACGUCCUGGGAAUGAGUCCAAUAAAUUGCAGAGGAUCUACUGUCCACGUCCCAGGUCUCAACCCGCGGGACCAGGAGUACCUCCGAGGCGAAGGGUGUUUUGAGCUGCCACCUGGGCAUAUGCUCCGAGCGAUGAUGCGCAUGUACUUCCGUAUGGUGCAACCUAAUUUAUCGAUAAUAGCAGAGGAUCAAUUCUGGUUGCUGUGGAGCGGCGACGAGUUCAACGUUGGGCAACACUCACUUUUUCUGCUGAGGGCCAUGAUCUUCGCAGCCACUAGCUACAUGGAGCUGGACUUCUUGACCGGUCUAGGAUUUGUGAGCAAGCGUGAAGCCAGAAACACUCACUUCCGAUUAACAAAGUUAUUGUUCUCCUUCGGCGUUGAACGCGACCCUAUCGCAAAUGCUCAGGCUUGUUUGUUACUAUCUUACAAUGCCCCUAAUAACAACAUGCUCCGACUGAAUACCUAUUGGGUCACAAAUGCGAUUCGAUUUGCGAGAAUUGUACGAGCCAACUCGUAUCAUCGCAUACAAGACCCCGUCAGGUCGAGACUGCUCAAACGGAUCUGGUGGGGAGUAAUAUUUCGAGACCGCAUUCUAUCACUUGGCCUCCGGCGGUCCACCCAGGUGGACCUCGACGCCUCCUGGGAGGAUGAGAAGCACAUAUUGACCGCCGAUGACUUCCAGUCAGAGAUUGGAAAAUCGCAGGUCUACGACACUGACACGCAGCUCCGCAUAGUCGAUAUGAUCACAGUUACCUGCCGCCUGAUGCAAUGUAUAUCCAACGCCACCCGCAUAUUGUAUCGUACGGAGCGGUUGGACGACCGACUGGAGCUUGCUUCUACGACACUACCUGCAGUGUUCGCCGACAUUCAGCGCGCUUUGGAGGCCUUGCGGCAUUGGCACGAUCAAGCAAUUCGGUCCUUCCCUUUCCCCAUCAGCCUAGACGAUGCGCCAGAGCCCAUAUGUGUGUACGCAAACAUGAUGUUUUCGUAUCAUUCUUCUGCGGUUUUUGGACUGAAUACAUACCUACUGCUCAUCAGCGAGGUGUUCCCAGCGGCCAAAAGCCUCUUCUCUCUGGAUGAGGCCAAAGACGCCCUCGAGGUUGCCAAUAACGACGUAUCACGCCGUACACAGGAGCUCGUGCAGGUUCGCCUGGUCCAGUAUCUCCCCAUCAGUGCCUCGGCAAUUCUAGCGCUGCCACUCAUACUACAAGCCAUCAACGUAGCGGCCGCUCGAGGAUCAGGCAUGGAGGCUGUGGAGAUUCGGAAACUGGACGUCUUCACACGGACAUUAAAAAGCCAACAGCAAAAUUUCGACGGAUCGGAUUUCGCCGCCGAUGUAAUGGGCAACAUCAUCGCAUAUGCCCAGGAUGAUGGAAAGUUUGUGACUUCUAUGAUGACAUGGCGAGAUAACAAAGAUAUGAACGGAGGACCGCUCACCGGUGCUGCACCUGGUCAGAGCAAGAUCAAGCUAGAUUGGGGGAAUCUCGUUUAUAAAAGACCGCGACUCUUUUUGAGAUUGGUUCUUUAUUUGGAUCAUUCAUUUUGUAACGGAGGGCCCCCGCAGGACCAGGACUUUCCGCAAGAGCUGCAGAGGCACUCAGCGUGA